This is a messenger RNA of Strongylus vulgaris, 348 nucleotides long. The record is from the annotation of a GenBank genome assembly. NCBI's taxonomy places the organism in Eukaryota, Metazoa, Nematoda, Chromadorea, Rhabditida, Strongylidae.
AUGCACCCAUUUCAGAAUGCCGACAACUGGUACUUAUCCAUCCUGCCGUAUCAGCACAUUUACUGGACAAUAAUGCUACCUUUGCUGCGUCUCAGUUGGCUGCUGCAGUCGAUUGUGUUCGUACAGGCAAUGCCCAACCACUACUAUAAAUAUUACAGAGAACGAGCUAUUUAUGAACAGAUCGCCCUCGCUCUACAUUGGUUACUAGUGUUAAUGCAGUUGUAUCUCCUUCCCACAAUGCAAGACAGAUUAAUGUUCUUUGCUGUAUCUCAACUGAUGGGAGGAAUCCUGCUGGCGCAUGUUGUAACUUACAAUCACUAUUCCGUUGAGAAAUUCCCGUGUGAGUGA